UUGUGCCCCAUCGUUCCAUCUCUAACACGUUCCAUCCUAACAGCGCUAUGUUAAUUAACUCAAAUGGAAUUUAAAGUUCAAUGCAAACGAAAACGUAGUCACUUUAAAAAUAACGAUGCAGCUCCCUUACCAUUGCCCGAAGAAGGACUCCAAUAUGAAGGUGUCUUCACAGGACUCAGUGUCGAUGUAACACAACCUGAUCAAGUCAAGUCACUGUACGACAAUGGCUGCUUUGGUAAGGGCAGCAAGUCGAGAGGCGGCCCGGAAUCGGGAGAUCCAGAUGAAUCCUUGCGCCUGGGGCUCGAGGAAGCUUGCUUUUUGGCUUACUUCCUGAAUGUACUACAAAUAAAGGAUCUCGAAGGAAAGGUUAUUGAAUGGAACGAUUUUCUAAACUUUUCCCGCGAGCUGAAUGAAAGAUUUAUGGAACACUUGGCAGCAUAUGUUUAUCUCAAGUCGAAGUAUUGGGUAAUCAAAAGUGGAAUCAAAUUUGGCGGAGAUUUUCUUAUAUACAAGCAAAGUCCGCGGCAUUUCCAUGCCAGUUUUUUAGUCUUGAUACAAAGACCCAAUGAGAAGAAUCACUUUUUGGCCAAAAACCUAAAAGGAGUGCAACGUGUGGCAGAAACUUCAGACAAAGAUGUGCUUCUGCUCUCCAUUGAACAGUCUACAGAUGGCGAAAGCAAAACCCCUGAAAACCCUUCCGAGGCUAUAGAAGAUAUGUGUAUCCAGGAGACUGUUGUACGUCGUUUUAACUAUUCAUCAUUUGUGCAAAGCAAAAGGCAAAAGAAAAACAAUUGAUUAUAUCUAUAUAGAUUAUGACUAGA
This is a messenger RNA of Drosophila willistoni, 821 nucleotides long. RefSeq names its product tRNA-splicing endonuclease subunit Sen2-1 (gene Tsen2). The transcript has 2 exons. Gene Ontology annotation, biological process: tRNA-type intron splice site recognition and cleavage; tRNA splicing, via endonucleolytic cleavage and ligation. Lineage: Eukaryota; Metazoa; Arthropoda; Insecta; Diptera; Drosophilidae. The coding region runs from base 64 to 795 and encodes 243 amino acids. The record is from RefSeq and is a predicted model, not a curated record. Gene Ontology annotation, molecular function: nucleic acid binding; tRNA-intron lyase activity. Gene Ontology annotation, cellular component: tRNA-intron endonuclease complex.